This is a messenger RNA of Camelus dromedarius (Arabian camel), 5556 nucleotides long. RefSeq names its product sorting nexin 27 (gene SNX27). Bases 159 to 1784 code for a protein of 541 amino acids. Gene Ontology annotation, cellular component: early endosome. The transcript has 12 exons. The record is from RefSeq and is a predicted model, not a curated record. Lineage: Eukaryota; Metazoa; Chordata; Mammalia; Artiodactyla; Camelidae. Gene Ontology annotation, biological process: signal transduction; endocytic recycling; intracellular protein transport. Gene Ontology annotation, molecular function: protein binding; phosphatidylinositol-3-phosphate binding.
ACCCUUUACCCGCGCCCGCGGCUCCUUGGCCAACUCGGGUCCCGCGGUCGGCGGAGCGGGCGCGCGCGCCGGGGGUCGCGCGGCUGCCGAGAAGGGCGUGCGCGCGCUGAGGGAGUGGAGGCGUAGGGGGGUGGGAGUACGGCUCGCUUGCUCGCAAGAUGGCGGACGAGGACGGGGAAGGGAUUCACCCCGCAGCCCCUCACAGGAACGGAGGUGGCGGCGGCGGUGGGGGUUCUGGGCUCCACUGCGCCGGGAACGGCGGCGGCGGAGGCGGUGGCCCGCGGGUCGUGCGAAUCGUCAAGUCCGAGUCUGGCUACGGCUUCAACGUGCGGGGCCAAGUGAGCGAGGGCGGGCAACUGCGGAGCAUCAACGGGGAGCUGUACGCCCCGCUGCAGCAUGUGAGCGCCGUGCUGCCCGGGGGGGCGGCCGACCGGGCCGGGGUGCGCAAGGGGGACCGCAUUCUGGAGGUGAACGGCGUGAAUGUUGAGGGGGCGACACACAAGCAGGUGGUGGACCUGAUCCGAGCAGGCGAGAAGGAAUUGAUCUUGACAGUGUUAUCUGUACCUCCUCAUGAGGCAGACAACCUAGAUCCCAGUGACGACUCGUUGGGACAAUCAUUUUAUGAUUACACAGAAAAGCAAGCAGUGCCCAUAUCGGUCCCCACAUACAAACAUGUGGAGCAGAAUGGUGAGAAGUUCGUGGUAUACAAUGUUUACAUGGCUGGGAGGCAGCUCUGUUCUAAGCGGUACCGGGAGUUUGCCAUUCUGCACCAGAACCUGAAGAGAGAGUUUGCCAACUUUACAUUUCCCCGACUUCCAGGGAAAUGGCCAUUCUCUUUAUCAGAACAGCAGUUAGAUGCCCGACGUCGGGGGUUGGAAGAAUAUCUAGAAAAAGUGUGCUCAAUACGAGUCAUUGGUGAGAGUGACAUCAUGCAAGAAUUCCUGUCAGAAUCAGAUGAGAACUACAAUGGCGUGUCCGACGUAGAGCUGAGAGUAGCAUUACCAGAUGGAACUACAGUUACAGUCAGGGUUAAAAAGAACAGUACUACAGACCAAGUAUAUCAGGCUAUUGCAGCAAAGGUUGGCAUGGACAGUACAACAGUGAAUUACUUUGCCUUAUUUGAAGUGAUCAAUCAUUCCUUUGUUCGUAAGCUGGCACCUAAUGAAUUUCCUCAUAAACUCUACGUUCAGAAUUACACAUCAGCUGUGCCAGGCACCUGCCUGACUAUUCGAAAGUGGCUUUUUACCACAGAAGAAGAAAUCCUCUUAAACGACAAUGACCUUGCUGUUACCUACUUCUUUCAUCAGGCUGUCGAUGAUGUGAAAAAAGGCUACAUCAAAGCAGAGGAAAAGUCCUACCAGUUACAGAAGCUGUAUGAACAAAGAAAAAUGGUCAUGUACCUCAACAUGCUAAGGACCUGCGAGGGCUACAAUGAAAUCAUCUUCCCGCACUGUGCCUGCGACUCCAGGAGGAAGGGGCAUGUAAUCACAGCCAUCAGCAUUACGCACUUUAAACUGCAUGCCUGCACUGAGGAGGGACAGCUGGAGAACCAGGUAAUAGCAUUUGAAUGGGAUGAGAUGCAGCGGUGGGAUACAGAUGAAGAAGGAAUGGCCUUCUGUUUUGAAUAUGCACGAGGAGAGAAGAAGCCUCGAUGGGUUAAAAUCUUCACCCCAUAUUUCAAUUACAUGCAUGAGUGCUUCGAGAGGGUGUUCUGCGAGCUCAAGUGGAGAAAAGAGAACAUUUUCCAGAUGGCGAGGUCACAGCAGAGGGACGUGGCCACCUAGCCUUUCGUUAUUCUCUUCCCUUCUCUUCACCCUCAUCCUCUUACCCUGUUCGUCUCCCAUGUCAGACAGAGUAACCAUUAACACAAAAGAAGAGAAAAAGGAAAAAAGUCAUUAUACUCAAAAGCCCUAAACUAAAUAUGAUUAAUAAUCCCCUGAAUGUCAUGUCUCUGGAAUUGAGCUGGUAGAGAACCACAGGCUGGUCAGCGCCAGGCGCCACCUGAGUUAAGACAGGAAGAGAAAGGAGCCCAGCCAGCGCGCCGGCGGCGGCUCUGUCCUCGCGCCUGGGCCUCGCACCAACACGCUCUCCUUGUGCUAUAUUUUUAAAACUGGAACUAUGAACUCCAUCCAUUUGCACUGUUCAGACAUAUAUAUGUAUGUAUGUAAAAAUUAUAUAUACACAAAUUAGCUGCACGUAUAUACAUAUAUAUAUUUCUUUUUAAAUUUCAUAUUGAUGGCAGUACCUUUUUUAGCUUGUGUUUUUACACACCUUUCACUAGAAUUCAUGACUUCUCUCUUGCUCUCUUUAUUUUGAAACAAACUUUAAAAAGGAAAAAAAAAUUUACAGGGAAAAUACCUCUCCUCAUGAAGGACUCGAAAAGUUUACAACCUACUUGGGUUUUUCUCCCUUUUUUUGUAUCGAGUGAAGAUUCUGGAUCAUGGGUUGCCACAGAGUCUGAGGAGCAAGGAGCAUAGUUUCUUUAUCUUCCAAGAGGCUGCUGGGGAGGAGAAAGAGGUGUGUUUCUCAAGGACAGCAAGGCUGCAGAUCUGCAGGGAGAGUCUAAGCACGGAGUGUGGUCUCUUGAUUCCAAAACAGCUUUCCUGGCCCGUCUCUCUCUCUCUUCCUGCUUCCUGAGGGCCCCUUGUUUGCUUUCCUGCAGCUGGCCUAGAGCGACGGGGAGGGUGGGCUCGGGAGGUUGAUGCCACAGGAACCUGAAACACUUUGUGGUUGUGAUUUCUCAUUUCCCUGCCAUUUCUGAGGCAGGGAUAGUGCCUGGGACCAGAGUUACAGCUGAUACCUUUAGGCACGACGACUGGACUUGCAUAGGGAGAAGGAAGGAAGAAAUGCCCUGUAGUACAUAAGCUUUUCCCUGCUCCAUUCCUGACCAGUAACCACCCAUAACUAUUACAUUCUCUGCGACUUCCGUGAACAGCUGUGUUGGGGAGGGAUCUGCCGACAUCUGCAAGGCCUUGGGGAAACUUGCAAUGGGUCAGUGGUCUGUGCCGACCAAACCAGAGCCCAUCCGAGCCAGCUGAGGACUCAGGAAGGAGUAGUAGGAGUGUGGUUGAUUUGGGUUGGAUCUCAGCUUUUAGUUAAAAGGAGACUGAAGGAAAACUUUUUUGUCCCUCAAAGAACUUCUCAUCUGACUUUGCAUUUAGACCUUGUGAGACCCAAGAGCUACAUCCCAGGGUCUGGGGCCAGGGCUGACGGUGGUGGGGCAACCCCUAGGCUCCAAAGAGCUGGAGUCAGGCUCUAAGUGGGAGCUCUAAGUCAGGCUCUGAUGCAUCUGAGACACAUUUUUGAGUCUUCUUUUCUUUUUUCCUUCUAAACAGAAACCUCCAUAGGGUGAUGUCUUGCUUUGUCUAACUGGGAGGCAACCGUAGUUGGUUUUAGUCAACUCCACUGAGCAGUGUUGGAGUGGUUUGACGUUUCUGUUUUUGUAACUUGUUUUGGCAGAUCAUCGUGAGGCCACUUUCUUUUUCUCACUCUGUCGUCCUGGCAGUCGCUUGCCCCAGGGGGUGUGGGAUCAUAUAGGACAUCCUGUCUUCCCUCCCCUUCUCCAAAUCCCGGUGGAAUCAGAGUGCAAAACGUAAGAAUGCCGAGUGUUGAAAGCUGCAUAGAGUGAUCUCUGAUUCGGAGGCUUUGACACAGAAUUAACUUCUGACUUAAAUGAAUUUAACAGGGAGCCAAAGGGCCCUGGAAAGAAGAUAGAUUGAUUGCCCUCUCCAAGAUGCUGAAGAGACGUUUGGCACCAGCUUUGUUCAAACUUUAAAAAUAGCAGCAGUUUGCUCCUAUUCCCUCAGAGUGGGAGAGGAAUGAGCAAAUCCAGGAGCCCAAGGGAAACCCAGAUGCUGGCCUCUGAUGCGAGAGUAGCAAGGAUACCCUCAGCGCGGACAGAGGCUGCUCCGAUCCUGUGCUGACCCGGAACUCACUGGGUGCUUGGAGAUCAGUGAGGGGCCUGUGGGUGGUUAGCCUACCGGCAGAAUCUGUCUGGGAACAGCCCGUACUUGUUAGUGGCUGUACCACUAACCAAGCCCCCAGCUACAGUGAGAAGGGAGAAGGCGGGAAACCCUGGCGGACAGUACCUGCUUCUCUCCCACCAACGGCCCUGUGCCCUGCGCCGGAGGCCAAGCUCGGGGCUGUGGGGCUCGUAGGGUCAGGCUCUUCUUUGCAGGAAGCGGCGUUAGUGCGGUGCCCCUUCCCCCUUGUCUGUGCUUCCUUUCUCGCAUCCCUACUGCCUUCUCAGCCCUGGGUUCUGCCCAGGGAGGCUUCUACUCAGUCUUCGUUUGCAGUUUGUCUUUGAGAAAUGGAGGGGCUCUCCUUCUCCCCUGCUCUGCCCCAGCAGGGUCUUCCCGGUCUCCUGUGGUCCUUCCCUUCACGACGAAGACUUUUCUAACUUCUUUGGUAAAGGUUCAGAGAUUUUUAUGGAUCAGGAAAAAAAGGGGGGUCCCUGAGAAACCUACCCCUGCAGGUAGAGCCCUGCUUUGGGUUUUCUGCUCUUUACAUUUUUAUUCUUCUCUCCGUUUUUGUGCCCUCCCCUUGAGCUAGGCCUGAGCUCGGCACAGGUGGGUGCCCAGGGCAGCUCCUGGGCCUGGACAGAGCUCUCAGGGCGGAAUUAGAUAAAUGUUCAACAUCCCCAGGCCUGGCCCAUCUGGUUUCACCCUUUAGUUACCCAGGCCAGUAGCUUUGGGUCGUCCCCUCUUGUAGCCCCAAACCCAAUGCUGGGAGCAGCAGUGUAGGCCACUAACAGGAGGUGACACCUCUCUCAGUUUCAGAAUUUGCCAGCUUAGGGGCCUGGCUCUAAAAGGCAGUUUUCUUAAAGGGGACUGCUCCCUGGGUGACCUGGAGGGACAACUGUGCCCUCCCUUCUCUCCCUCGUGUUCUCUGGCUGGAUUGCUUCAGCUGUAGAAACUAUUUGUUCUUUUGGACCCCAACAUACUGCUAGGUUCCUUCCAGAUUCAUUGUGUCACAUUAGCUUCCUUUGGAGGGAAGGUUAUGUUGACGAACACUCCAAGAGAGAGCAGAAGCAAUGGAGGUGCUUCUUUGACUCCCCAUCUUCCAGCUCCACCUUCUACCUUCCUCUUCCCCUAAACCUGAGCGCGUCAUGCCAGGCCUCACUUGUACAGGACUGCGUCAGCUCACUCCUCAGUGCAAAUCUAGGGUGUGUGGGAAGCUUAGGGCUCGGAGGGAGAACAGAAUCCAAGAGGGGAGUGAUACAGGGUGGAGGCACUUGGCCAACUGCUAAACUUGGACACCAGUUGUAUAUCAUGCCCCCUUUUUAAGCCGGUGAGCUGGGCUUCAGUUUUCCCCAGGUCAUGCACACUUUUAAUUUAUUUGAGAGAAACUCUAAUUGUAUUUUCACUGCAGUAUCUUGUAUUUUUUAUUUGUGAUUUAAGAAAUGUGAAGAGAAAAUACACCAACACAUAAUGGCUUAACAGUGUUUCUUUCAUUCCUUGUUCUAGAGCUAACCACUCUAAAAUUGUUUGGUAAUGUCACUUAGUGUAAUUAAUUGUAACAUAUUCUUUUAAAUAAAUUGAUUUAUUGAUGAAACUA